CGCGGAGCCACAGCGAUGCCGUUGUCCAUCUAUCCAAGUCGAAUCAUAGCCGUCCAAGCUCCAGAGACUCUAUAUAGAACUCAAGACGCCCAAGCGCGGACGCAGAAAGGGCUAGGGUUUCCUUCUUGAGAAUUCUCAGUGGUAAGAUGCCCCGUUACAGCGAUCGUCAUGGGAGCACGAGACUAUAUGUUGGGCGCCUAUCUUCAAAAAUUCGCUCACGAGAUCUCGAGGACCUCUUCAGCAGAUAUGGAAGAGUACGGGAUGUGGACCUGAAGUACGACUACGCCUUUGUUGAAUUUAGUGAUCCACGAGAUGCUGAUGAUGCAAGGUAUAACCUAGAUGGACGAGAAUUUUAUGGCGGUCGUAUUAUUGUCGAAUUUGCUAGAGGAGGCCCGCGCGGUCCUGGAGGCUCGCGAGAGUAUCUUGGGAGGGGUGCACCUCCUGGUUCUGGUCGGUGCUUCAAUUGUGGUCUUGAUGGUCACUGGGCUAGGGACUGUAAAGCCGGGGACUGGAAAAAUAAGUGCUAUCGUUGUGGUGAAAGAGGUCAUAUUGAGAGGAACUGCCAGAACAGUCCCAAGGAACUAAAACGGGCACAUAGUUAUUCUCGCUCUCCAUCCCCUCGCCGUGGCGGUAGGAGCCGCAGUCGAAGCUAUAGCCGAAGCCGAAGCCGUAGCUAUAGCCGUUCACGAUCUCCUGCUCCUAAGAGGGACAGCCGUUCAAAGAGUCCCCGCGACAGCAGGAGCGCAAGCAGAAGCCCUCCACCGUCAAAGGGAAGGAAGCGAAGCCCAUCCCCUUACGAAAGCCGAAGCCCAAGUCCUCGAGCGAAGGAUGAACGCAGGGAAGCGGAGCGAGAAGGAUCUGAUUACAGUCAAACCCCAAGGAGAGAGACUAGCAGGAGCCCUGCAAGUUCAGAGAAGGAGAGAUCCCCAGCUGCUGAGAGGAACGGAAGUCCAGAGGCUAAUGGGCGGAGCCCGAGCCCUAGAGAUGAUGAUGAUGGAGCUGAUCGUGCCUCUCCAAGGGGUAGCGAAUCCCCUCGGGAAUAAAAAGCUUGGCAGCUUUUGCCCAAAACUCAUUCUGAGAGACAAUAUGAACUUUGCUGCUCGAAAUUGUCUUACUGUUUUUAAACUUGGAUAUGCAAGAUUAUGCUCUGCUUUUUUUUUUUCACCCCUUAAAUUUUCCUUGGAAGUCUCAUUGGCUUUUUAUUUGUUUAGGUUUGAGGAUCUUUUACUUGUGCUGGUAAAUUGUCUUGUGGUCAAUAUUGCAACUGCUAAUCUGUUUUGUGCU
Dendrobium catenatum is the source of this 1284-nucleotide messenger RNA. Its product is annotated as serine/arginine-rich splicing factor RS2Z32-like. Gene Ontology annotation, cellular component: nuclear speck. Gene Ontology annotation, molecular function: mRNA binding; zinc ion binding. The record is from RefSeq and is a predicted model, not a curated record. The coding region runs from base 147 to 1043 and encodes 298 amino acids. Gene Ontology annotation, biological process: mRNA splicing, via spliceosome. The transcript has 7 exons. NCBI's taxonomy places the organism in Eukaryota, Viridiplantae, Streptophyta, Magnoliopsida, Asparagales, Orchidaceae.